UUAUUUGUCAAAAGUAAGUAUCAUUUCAUUCAUUCAUUUCAUGUCAACCAGCCAAACUAACAACUUCGAUAAAAUUUUGAAAACGAGGUUGGCGUGAAUACAAGCAGCUGGGUCGUCAAAGAACACUUGGGCUGCAUGUGGAAAUUAUUUUCAAAAGAAUAUACUUUCUUUGAAUUUAUUGCGAGGUGUUAAUCAUGGCAGCUACCCCGACCCUGGAUCCUCAGCACCUCAAUCGCAUAACCAGAUACAUCCACACUGGGAUGGAGCUACCUAAAUACUUCCCUGGAUGCUGGACAACACACAAGUACUUUGAAGCAGACAAACUGAAAGCAAUUGAUGAGGCCUUACAAGCUGACAAGGAAAAUGUAGAAAUUGUCAACCUUAUUGUAAAGGCCUACAAGGAUGGCUGGUACACUCGCUAUGAGACUAUAGCAUUUGCUCUCACUAAAUGCCUGAUGCUUGGAGGAGAGCUGGUGAAGGAGGCUGGGUACAAGGCAGCGGCGGAGGUGUGCACCACUCCGGAACAACUCAUGCUCUUCAACAAGUUUACUAGGCUUUUAAAAACAGGCAAUGGCCAAGGAUGGUGUAAGAGUGUGAGGAACUGGUACUGCACUAAGGACCCCAUGGAGCUGGCUCAGGAGGUGACGCGGGUGCGCGCGCGCCACGGCCGCUCGCACAAGACCCUCAUCAGGAAGUCCCAUCUCAAAGUCGAGGAGAAUGAUAAUGCUCGCCACGCGGUGGUGAAAUACGCGUUGUUCGGGCUGAAGCGGGCUAAACAGCUGAUGGCCAAUAAGGAGGGUACUCAGGCAGUGUUCGAGUACAUCCAGCGCGUGGAGGACAUGCGCCACUGCGAGGACCCGGCCGCCGCCGCCGCCAUCGCCGCCGAGAACCAGUUCACGCUCGACCACGUGCCUGGACAUCUGCUCACCUCGCAGGAAGUAUGGAACGCAGUGCUCCCCCAACUGAGCUUGGGCGAGCUGCUGGGGAACAUCCAGCGCAUCCACAACAUGGGGUUCCUGGCGGCCGACUCCGCCACCACGGCCGUGCUGCUGUCGCUGCUCAACAACAAUGACGUCGUCAACAAGUCUAAGGUCACCCCGCUCGAGGUCUACAUCACCAUCGCUAACUACAAGAAGAAGUGCCGCCCAAUGAAACACGAGAAGGCUAAAGUGUCGCUGGAGAAGGAGCAGCGGCGGCGCUCGCGGCAGGUGUUCGACAGCAGCACGGGGCUGUGGCAGUGGACCGCCACGCGCCGCCACGCCAAGGAGGCCAAGUACUGGGGUAUCGACCAGCCGCCGAACCAGGCCGUGCUGAUGGCGCUGAGCAAGCUGAUCGACCAGACCUGGCUGCUGACGCCGCCCACCGGCGCGCGCUACCUCAUCACGCUCGACAUGAGACACCACAUGUUUAAAGGUCGGCACUUCUGCAAGAGCUUCACAGUGCCCAACGCCAAGAAGGGCAAGAAGGCGGUGAACGGCGCGGCGGUGGCGGCGGCGGCGGCGGCGGCGGGCGGCGACGCGGACGCGCCCGAGAAGAAGAGCAAGAAGCAUCUGCUGGCCGAGUGCUUUUACAACAAGCACGUCACGCCUGGACAUGCUGCAAUCAUUGUGGCGCUGCAGCUGCUGAAGCGCGAGAAGCAGGCGACGCUGGCCGUGUUCACGGACGACGGGCUGCAGACUGUGGCGCUCGAGAAGAACUUCACCACCAUCGAGGAGGCAGAGUUCGUGCUGCGAAAAGCGAACCUGGGCAAGGUGCAGCUAGACGCGCCGAUGCGGUGGGCGAUGACGCGCAAGGAGAAGUACGACGUGUUCAUCAACAUGAUCGACCGGCCCACGCGCUACAUGGAGCUGGACGUGGCGGCGCGAGGCGGCCGCGGGCCCGGCGGCCGAUUCGGGCCACCCCCUACGACCGAUGAUAUCCAGGACAGGUGCCCGGUGAGAGCGCUGGAGAGAUACCGCGCGCACGCCAAGAUGCCUAAUGCUAAACUGGUGGUGAUGUCGCUGGCGUCGCACCGCGUGGGCUCGACGGACGGCUCGCACCGCGGCGUGCUGGACGUGGUCGGCAUCGACGAGCACGUGCCCAAGGUCCUCGACGCCUUCGUCAAGGGACAGUUCCAGUAAUAGCCACGGCGAGUCUAGAUAGGCGGUGGAGUGCGUGACGCGUGUGUGAAGUUAGCUGCGGACGAAUGCUGCGCUCUCAUUGGCUAACUGUUUGCAGAUGUGCCACGAGUGAAAUGUUGAUGGUUUACGCAAAGUGCGUCAACUUCCACACAUCUUCUGUCAUUUGUUUCAUCAUAGUGGCCACUAGAGGCACUGUAUUCGUAAGAAUAGUUAAACUAUUUCGUUGACGUAAAUUAUCAUAACUUCACUCGAGGUAGUUAAUAUAUUUUAGCAUCUAACUUCACAUGCGUUGAUCGGUUGAGUGUCUUGAAUGGAUGCCUUAUAAAGUUGUUGACAUCAGUUAAGAGAUGAUGAUUGUGAUCGAUAUUCUAGGGAACGUAAACGUAAACGAGUGAUGUGAUGACUUAAAUAUUUAAACUAUCCAUCACUGGGUAGUUGUUUUGACCUUAUUGAUGUACUUGUUUGUCAUUAUUGUUAUUUUAUUUGUUCGGUCGUAAUGUCUUGUUGUUGUACUAAAGCCCGAGCUAGGUCUCGGCCAUCUUCCAGUUGUAUCUGUGUGUAUUGUAAUUAUAAGCUCGUAGUAGAGAGCUUAGUUCCAGGCAGUAUUACUAUACUGUAGUGCGAAGUUUUCUCACUUUCACAGCAAUAUCUUGAACUGUUUUUGUUUCUAAUAGUAUUAAACUAUAAAUCUUUCGGAAAACCUUUUUUACCUCAGUACUGGAGCAGACUUCAUUUAAUUUGAAUGACUAACUAACGUGUUCCAUACCCAGUUGUGAGUUUUGAUAAAGUAUUUUCAUAAAAUUCUGAAUUUUGAUGAGGCAGAUACUGUCUGAGGGAACAUGCUAUAAUGUAUUGUAUACCAUACUAUAACUUAUUAUUAGAAUAGUGAAGGGAUGUGAUCGCCUCAUGUAGCGUUGUCGGCGCGUGUCUUACAUUAGAUUGUUCAGUAGUAAACUUGUUCCGAUCUCCGUUAUUGUUUUGUUUAUUAUUAAUUUUGCACAAGUUUUUAAGUAAUGUUAACUUUUGAAGAUAUUCUGAUAACGUAGGACAAUAAAAAAUAUAAUUUCUAACGCUUGUCUAACUAAGCAAAUAACUAAUAAUCUCGUGGGAUAACCAUUUGCCAAACUGGUUUAAAAGUCUACAUAAUUAUUUAAGUACAUAACAUUGCAUUUGGUAUAGUUUGACGCUACGUGUAGUUCAUAAUGUUGCUUAGCGUUUGCAUGUUAUUUAAACGAAAUUAAUGUAGGACUAGUUGUUAAGUUUACUAUUUCAAUACUUUUAGCUUGAAAGAAUUAUCAAAGCAGGGUCUUUUUGUCUUUUCUCAAAAUUGGCUUUUGAUGAUAAUAUUUAUGUAUCGUAUUCUGUAAGCGAUCUAAAUGGGGACGAAAAGAAAUAUCUUGGUUUUAUUUAUUAUGUGUAUUAAUAAAAUAAAGCAUUUCAACGUUGUAUAUUUCCCCCCAUUUAUGUUUUCAUGUCAGUACUUUGAAAAUGAAAUCUGUAAGCAUGUGUACAUAACUUAUAUAUUUGUAUGUGACUAUAGUAUGACUAUAAUACCUCGUGUGACUAAAUAAGACAAUGAAUUUACGUGUAUUUGCCAAAGUAUAUUGCAUUUGUGUUAACUAAUAACAAAGUACUGACUGCAAAUGGGAAGCAGAUCCUGAUCUGAAUUUACUUAGUAAGUAAUGGAAACGAAGCAUGCUUCUAGAUCCUGUCAUUGCAGACACAUCGAUUUACUCAAAAUUGUUCCACUGGGAACCUUGCAGCACAGAGUCUAUAUUAGCAUGUUUGAGUAUUUCAUUCAGCUUAGCGAUAGUUGGAGCCGCAGCGAGAUCGGUCAACAGUAAACAUUGAACUGUAGUUGUCGGUAUUUCUAAAUCUGUGAUCACUUGGUACUCUCUCGGGUUUAAGUAAAUUGUAAAACAAUGUGAAAGUGUUCAUGAUUCAAGCUAAAUGCUUUCUCGAAAUUGCGUUUUGCAAUAGUUACGAUGUUGUUAAUUUAAUAUUUCGUUUACGAUUAUAUGGUCUGUUAGUAUUGCCGAAUCGGAAGAUUUUAUACUCCUGUUAUUUAAUCAUGCUUUUCUGCGGUUGGACUAAGUUUUGAGCAGUUUAUUUAAAUAUUUUGUUUGUAAAACUAACACAGUUGUUCAUUAAUUUCCAAAUUGAUUCAAUCCUUUUUUAGACAACUGUGACUAGUCAGGUAUCAAAAAAAUAAAUUCUGUGAUGUAAAAUGUGUUUUGGAAACUAAUCUUGAAGAUAUUAUUGGACGGGUUGUUUUCAUUUGAAAUCUCAAACGUAUCAUAAAGUUUUAUAGGAAACUUAGCCAAUGUUAGUGUUCUACUGUUCGUAAAACCUUGUAUCAAUAGCAAUACGUAAAAGGUGUUUUGAAACCAUACAUUAUAAAUGUAUUUUUUUACAGUUUGUGAAAUUUAUUGCGCUUUUUGGAAAACAAGUUUGCUUGUGCAUUUUAUGUCUGCCUAUUUAAAUCGUUCAGGAAAUUAAAAAUGUGAAUUUAGAAUCAAGACUACCUUUUUGUGUAGGCUGAUACUGUUUUUAGGUGCAUAAAGUAAAUCCGUCCCGCUAAAGAAACUGAAUUAUGUUAUGAUGACUUCCUCCCGAUAUCUGUUAGUGUUAAGUUCGUCAUUAUAACCGUUUAUUCAUCACCAGCAUAUCAAAGCACCGUAUGAAGUAUCGUAAUAAGUAAUAAAUGUACUUGCAUGUUUGUUUCACGUUUAAUAAACUCUUUUAGUAUAAAA
Messenger RNA from Plutella xylostella (diamondback moth), 4873 nucleotides. Its product is annotated as RNA-binding protein RO60. Lineage: Eukaryota; Metazoa; Arthropoda; Insecta; Lepidoptera; Plutellidae. Gene Ontology annotation, molecular function: RNA binding. Gene Ontology annotation, cellular component: ribonucleoprotein complex. The record is from RefSeq and is a predicted model, not a curated record.